Messenger RNA from Prunus armeniaca (apricot), 609 nucleotides. The record is from the annotation of a GenBank genome assembly. NCBI's taxonomy places the organism in Eukaryota, Viridiplantae, Streptophyta, Magnoliopsida, Rosales, Rosaceae.
AUGCUGGCCUUACAAAAAUCCAACGAAUUGAGUGGAACAGUCGCUCUAUCCUUACACUUUGUGUUCUGGUCCGAUCUCUUUUCUGACCAACCUCAUGCUGGCCUUGUUACAUUUCGAAGCUCACCACUGUCCGUUUUUGGAUUAGGGGUUUCUGUUGGGUACUUCUGUGCGGAUCUAGGAAUGCUAUUAUGGCUAUACCCUUCUUUAGGUGGAAUGGAAUAUGUUUUCCAUCACUCACUUUCUGGAAUUGCAGUAGCUUACUCCAUGUUUUCUGGAGAAGGGCAACUUUAUACAUACAUGAUCCUCAUCUCUGAGAUCACUACUCCAGAGAUCAAUAUGAGAUGGUAUCUUGAUACAGCUGGUAUGAAGAGGUCCAGCGCAUAUCUCAUAAACGGCAUUGUGAUAUUUUUGUCAUGGCUGGCUGCAAGAAUUCUGCUGUUUGGUUACAUGUUUUACCAUGUUUACUUGCACUAUGAUCAGGUCAUCCAGAUGCACACUUUUGGAUAUCUGCUGGUCUUUGUUGUGCCAUCAGUGCUAGCAAUAAUGAACUUGAUGUGGUUUGGAAAGAUUAUCAAGGGAUUGAUCAAGCAAUUAGCCAAGAUGCAAUGA